CAGGUGAUAACCUUGCGUUGUUAAGGGUGGAAAUUAAAAGUCAAAGGAAGUACAUUAGACAUUUAAAGAAAAAAUCACUCUGGUAUAGAAGUUUAGAUGAGGUAACUUCAGAUUGCUCCUCUGCACGAUGUGUUUAUCUUUACCCUCACACAGUCUCCCCCUGUUUAUUUAAUCCUCAUUUAGACUAUCAUUGUAUCUGACCCAUGUAUAAUGCCAUUUGUUGAAAAUCAGAAUACUAUUUUGAUUUAUUGUAAUAUAGCGGUUUAUAUGCAUGUAAUAUCUGAUUUAGGAGAAACAAAAUAUCCUCUAAUUAUAUGUAUUUAUUGUAAUAAGCCUAUAUAAACAAGUAUCUAAGGUGUAUUCAAACUCUAUGGUUUCAGCCUAUCAUGCCUAUUUUAUCUCUGUUAACAUGGUAUUAAGAGUUUGAUAGAUUAAGAGAAAAAGAGUUUUGUCAAAAUAUAUUUUAGGAAGUUUUAGAUAUUAUUCCUACUAUAUUUUAAUUCUGUACAUUUGUUGUAUCUUGCUAUUAUUACUACAAUAACAAUCCCACAAUUAGAGGGAUUUGUUCCCUAGAAUAGGCUGUCCUUAUUUCCUAAAAUAGGCAACAGACUCAUGUGUAUAUAUAUCUUUGUAUCUCAUGAUUAAAAUAAUAAGAUAUUGUUUUCUAAAUUUAAGAUGGUUUCAGAGCUCCUUAUCCUUGGGAGCCUCUGACUGUGAUUUGAUUGCAGCCUUCAUUGUUGCACAACCCUAGAAUUCCAUCGCAUCCGUCAUUGCUACGCAACCCUAGAAUUCCAUCGCAGCCUUCAUUGCUGCACAACCCUAUAAUUCCAUUGCAGCCUUCAUUACUGUGUGAUCCCAAACACUCAUCACAGCUUCUAUUGCUGUGUGCUUCCCUACUGCUCCUGAAUCGAUCUGAUUUUCUGUGCCUUAAUUGCACAUAUUUGUAAUGGCUGAAAUGGAAAAUGGGGACAAGUUCCAGAAUACGGUUGAGCUGCAAAAUGUCCAUUGAGCCUAUCGAUUGAAUGAAAAAAAUUCUCUCAAAUGGUCUCAACUCAUUAAGACCAUCUUGAAAGGGAUAGGAAAGGUCAGCCAUCUAACUGAUGAUGCCCCUGCUGAAGAAGAUGCCAAAUUCAAGUCAUGGGAUGAAGAAGACUCCAUGAUUAUGGCAUGGCUAUGGAACUCAAUGGUUCCAGAAAUUAGCGAUACCUGCAUGUUCCUUAAUUCUGCGAAGGCAAUAUGGAUUGCAGUAGAGCAAACCUACUCUAAGGCAAAGGAUGCUGCCUAGAUUUAUGAGGUGAAGGUAAAAACUAUGGUAGCCAAACAGGGCACUAAAACUAUCACUGAAUAUGCUAAUCAACUCAAAUCAUUAUGGAUGGAAUUGGAUCAUUACAGGGUUAUAAAGGCCAAGUGUUCUGAGGAUUCAGCAAUUCUAAGGGAUUACAUUGAACAAGACCGGGUGUAUGACUUCUUGGUAGGCCUAAACCAAGAAUAUCAUCAAGUCAGGAUCCAAAUAUUGGGAAAGGAGAAGGUUCCUGGACUCAAUGAAGUAGUAGCAAUUGUUCGGAGUGAAGAGAGUAGAAGAAGCCUAAUGCUAGAGACCCCAAUUGUGGAUAGUUCAGCUAUGAUUGUUGAAGGAGCAACAACCAUGGUUGUGGAACAAAAGAAAGUAGGCCUUCUUCCAAAUCUAGAGAAGAAAAAUGAAGGAGUAUGGUGCACCUAUUGCAACAAGUCACGCCACACAAGGGACAAAUGUUGGAGGUUGCAUGGAAAACCUCAAAGCAAAGAUUGGGGACACAAAGGAGGCCCUCCAAGGAGAGGGGGGCAAGCUCAUGUUGCUGCUGGUCCUGAAAGUCAAGGAGGAUCCGUCCAACUCAACCAUGAGGAGUUAGAGAGAGUAAGAUCCUUUCUUAGUAAAUUGAAGAAACCCAUAGGUACAUGUUCGUUGACAUACUCUGGACAAGAAAUCAGGGAGGACGAUUGGACAUGCUAGAGAAUGGAAUGGCCUUUACUACAUGGAAGAUCUGAAUCUGCCCAUUGAGAGUCUCUCUCUGAUAUCUGAGUCUGUCAUAACCAACAAAGAAAAAGAUUAGUUGAUUCAUUUUCGUUUGGGACAUCCUUCAUUUUGGGUCAUAAAGUUACUGUUCCCUUCCUAGUUUAAAAAUUUAAAUCUGGAGAGUCUUCAUUGUGAGGUGUGUGAGCAUGCCAAACACAAGUGUGUACCUUUUCCUAUUAGCAAUAAAAUAAGCACUUCUUCAUUUUAUCUUGUUCAUACGGAUGUGUUGGGGCCCCUCUAAUGUCCCUAAUAUCUCAGGGGCUAAAUGGUUUAUAACCUUUAUAGAUGAUUGUACAAGGGUAACGUGGCUUUUCCUUCUUAAACACAAAUAUGAGGUUAGCUCUGUUUUCCUACAAUAUGUUUCAGUGAUUAAAAAUCAAUUUGGGAUUAAUAUCAAGAAACUUAGGUCUAAUAAUGCCAAAGAUUACUUCAAUCAUACCCUAAAUUCUUUAUGCCAAAAGGAAGGGAUAACUCAUGAAUUCUCAUGUGUACACACACCCCAACAAAAUGGGAUUGCAGAAAGGAAAAAUGGGCACUUACUAGACCAAACUAGAGCACUCAUGUUUCAAAAUAAUGUUCCAAAAUUUUUUUGGGGGGAAGCCAUACUCACUGCCACUUAAUUAAUUAAUAGACUACCCUCUACAGUUUUAUCCUCAAAAGCCCCAUGGAAGUCCUAAACUCAUUCUACCCACAUAUAGCCCAUACAAAUAACCUUCAACCUAGAAUAUUUGGGUGUGUCUCCUUUGUGCAUGUUCACAGUAAUGGAAGGGGAAACUUGACCCAAGAGGAAUAAAAUGUGUUUUCUUGGG
This is a messenger RNA of Cajanus cajan (pigeon pea), 2862 nucleotides long. RefSeq lists its product as uncharacterized. Lineage: Eukaryota; Viridiplantae; Streptophyta; Magnoliopsida; Fabales; Fabaceae. The record is from RefSeq and is a predicted model, not a curated record.